AUUUUGGAUAACGUUUGUUUUUGUCCAUAAAGCUUACUGAGGAAUAAAAUAUUUUCACAAGAUUUACGCGUUUAAAGGAGCAAUUAGACAAAAAUGGAAGCAAACGAACUUAUGGGUGAAGGUGGAGAAACCCCAUUACAAGAUGAACAGGACUUUGACUACCAAUUGCAACAGAAUGGAGAGGGUGGGCGCACUGAGGAAGACAUGGAAGAAGAUGGGUCACAGGAUGAGGCUGAGCGUAUGUCUACUCACAGUGGUGCAGACUCCCCAAUGGGUUCCCCACCCCCUUCUCCAGGCUUCGCCUCACCUCGUGACAGUCCCCCAGGAUCACCCACUCAAUCACAGGGCUCACCCAUAGGGAGCCCGGAUGCAGACCAAGGUGGCCCAAUAUCACCAACGGGGUCAUUCGACAACAGUCCUCCACAGUCUCCAAGAUCUCCUGCAGGCAGUGAUGGCCCUGGAAGCCCUCAGAGUGGUGCUCACAGUCCAGCUGGCUCCCUUGGACCUCAAAGUCCAGGCUCACCUGACCAGCCCAUGUCCCCAGGGGGCAGUAUGGGUUCAAGGUCACGUUCCCCCUCACCAGGGUCAGGGCCACAAAGUCCACCUAACUCUCCCCGUUCACCAGCUGAGAGCCCAUCUAGGUCACCUUCCCCACUUGGGAACAGAAGUAGGUCAGCCUCACCCACUGGAGAAAGAAGUAGGUCUGGCUCACCCAUUGGCCACAGAAGUAGAUCAGGAUCACCCCUUGGGGAUCAAAGUAGAUCAGCCUCACCCCCAGGAAACAGAAGUAGGUCAGCCUCACCCAUUGGCCACAGAAGUAGAUCAGGAUCACCCCUUGGGGAUCAAAGUAGAUCAGCCUCACCCCCAGGAAACAGAAGUAGGUCAGCCUCACCCCUGGGAGACAGAAGUAGGUCGGGCUCCCCAGGUGGACCUCAAUCUCCUGGAUCUCCCGCAGAUGGCCCAGCAUCUCCAGUAGAGAACAAUAGUGCCCCAAGGUCACCUGAUGGAAGUCCAGGUGAAAGGUCAAGGUCACCAAGUCCUGAUGGUGUUCAAAGGUCAAGGUCAAACUCACCCACAGGAAGUGGAGACAGAAGCAGAUCACCCUCGCAGACAUUCAAUAAAAGUAGAUCAAGAUCAGGCAGCCCUGCUAGUAAGGCGAGCAGAUCUAGAUCAGGAAGUCCAGCCAGUCAGAGGAGUAGGUCAAGGUCUCAGUCUGGCUCACCAGCAAGAAGCAGGUCACGCAGUGGAAGCCCAGCAAGUCAGAAGAGUCGCUCUAGGUCUGGCAGUCCUGCAAGUCAAAGAAGUAGAUCUGGCAGUCAAAAAAGCAGGUCCCGCUCGGGGAGUCCAGCAAGUCAGAAAAUCAGGUCACGGUCGGGAUCAGGCAGUCGAGGAAGUAGGUCUGCGUCGGGGAGCCGAGCAGGUAGUAGGGCUAAUAGUCCUGCCAGGAGCCGGUCUGGAAGUCGGUCCCGCUCUGGUAGCCCAGCUAGUGCAAGGUCAAGGUCAGGCAGUCGUUCAAGGUCAGGAUCUCCUGCCAGCAAUAGAAGCAGAUCUGGUUCUCGUAGCAGCCGGUCAAGAUCAAGGUCUGUCUCACCAGCCCCCUACAGCCCCCUUGGGAGCAGAGCAGGGUCCCCGGCCCCUAGUGACAAGGAUGGUAGCGACAAGGAGGAUCUGGUUGCAGACAUUUUCGGCUCCAGUGACGAGGAAGAAGAGUUUGAAGGUUUUGGAGAGGCAGACGUUGAGGCUACUGCAAGGAAAAAGGAGAAAAAAGCGACAAUCCUGUCUGAUGAUGAGGGAGAAGGCUUGGCAACGGGAGAGUCAGAGGGGGCUGCUGCUGCUGCCCCGGAUGUUGACUCAGAUGACGAAAGUAUUCGCAAGGAGCAUGAGUUGGGUGACUUUGUGUCAGACUUUGACAUGAUGAUGGCUAAGAAGAAAGAGGAGAUGCAGAAACGCCGAAGGAAGAGGAAAGACUUCGACCUGAUUAACGACUCAGAUGAUCUCAUUGCAGACAUGAUCAACAAGAUGAAAGUUGCAGCCGAGGAGGAUCGAGGCUUGAACAUGGAGAAAAAGCCAGCCAUACGUAAACUCAAAUAUCUGCCUACUGUGGUCUCUCAGCUGAAAAAAGCUGACUUACAUGGUGCGUUUUUGGACUGUGGAAUUCUGAAUGCAAUGACUGAAUGGUUGGCCCCUUUGCCGGAUAAGAGUCUUCCCAACCUCCAAAUCAGAGAGGCGCUACUGAAAAUAUUACAACAGUUUCCCAGUGUAAACCCCGGAGCCCUGAAAACGAGCGGUAUUGGCAAGGCGGUCAUGUACCUCUACAAACAUCCCAAGGAGAUUAAAGAAAAUAGAGAGUGUGCAGGAAAACUUAUUAACGAGUGGUCACGACCACUGUUUAACCUGACAUCCAACUACAAGAGUCUGUCAAAGGAGGAGAGAGAACAACGAGACUACGACCAGCUUCCAAAACGACGCAGGACAAGUUUGGAGGAGGGAGGUAUGACACCCAGGAAGGAUCUUGACAAGUCCAUGGCUGAUGAACAAAAAGCAUUGCGUCCGGGUGACCCUGGCUGGAUCUAUCGUGCCCGUGUACCUAUGCCAUCCAAUAAAGACUAUGUUAUACGGCCCAAGUGGAAAACAGAGGAAGAGGGAUAUGAGGAAACUCCUGUUAAAAGGGGUAACAGUAAAAAGGAGCCUUCAAGAUACGAUAAACAGGUGCGAAAGUUUGCUGAAAAGAAAAAGAACAAUAAAAGCAUGCGGGCUGUGACGAUUAGCAUUGAAGGACGGAACAUGGCCUUGUGAUCUCAGAGUGAUUGUGUUCGUUGGAAUAUUAGUGCUAUACCUGUGCAUGUAUACUGUUCAAAGAACAUUGGAUGAUGUUGGUCAAGACAUGUUUUGAAACAGUGGGAAACUUUUACAGUACUCACAGUGAUUUGAACAUUUUGUUUGUUGAAAUAUUUGUACUAUACUGCUACAUGUAUUCUGGUUGAGGCCUUGAAAGAAUACAUGUAUGGGAUGAUUUUGGUUAAAGAGUAUUCGAAACAGUGGGGAAUAUAAGCAGUUGGAUGGUAGACUGUUUUAGAAGUGAUAGCUAGUAGACUUUAAAAGAACAGUAAUUUUGUACACUGGGUCAAGGUCGUCUUAGGAAAGCUGAGAGACUGCAAUAGUAAAAUAAAUUUGAACACUAGGAUCAAGGUCAAGGAGACUAUUACAAAACAGUGGUCAAGGUCGUCUAAGGAAAGAUUAGAAACUACGUAACAACAGUUCAGUAACUUUGAACACUAGGAUCAAGGUCAAGGAGACUAUAACAGAACAGUGGUCAAAGUUGUCUUGAGAAAGCUGGAAGGACCCUUAGUAGAGAGUGCUUUGAGUCAACUGAGAAUGAUAUGUACAGUAAAUUUAGAAAUGUAAGAAAAGUUCACUUAAAAUAGGAGCACGUUGCAGUUUACCAUAGGUUGAAGGCAAACUCACGCAAAUUAAAUGUAUAGACAGAUGAUGUUGCCUGAAGGCUAUUAAGUAAUUUGUUUUGCACAUUAAAUUGUUGUUGUUUUUUGUACUGUUUUUCGAACCUCAAUUCUUUAUGUGAUGUGUAAAAUAGACUGACUGAUUGAUUUUUGUUUACUUUCGUGUUUCUAUUAUGGAAUAGAUCAACAUGAAGUUGUCGAUUUUUAAAAAUGCUUGUAUUCAAAACCAGAAUAUAUAUUAUAGCUUGUCUCAUUAAUUUUCUAACAUUUGUGAAAUGGUUUUCUAAAAGUGUGACCGAUGUUGCUUUAUAGUGAGUAUUAUCUUAAACCAAUGCAGCCAGAUCAAUGUACAAAUAAUAUUAAGUAUAUAUAGAAUUCAUGAAGAUUUAUAGUAUGUGAAAUAUACAUAUAGAUUACAUGACUCAUAUAAAGAUAAUGUAUAAAGACUUUUUGCAUAAAAGAUUGAUAAUGCCAUUUAAAAAAGAGACUUAAAAUGUUACGUUUAAUUGCAGCCUUAUCAAAUUUACUUGCAUUGGCCGAUUUUGGAUACAAUUUAUUUGAAUUUCUUCAUAUAUAACAUAAACGGAAUGAUAGUGGAUUGUUUCAGUCAUUAAAUCAUGAUUUGCUGAGCAAAUGUUUUCAUUAUUCAGUCAACUCCAUAAUAUGUACAAAAUUAUGUUAGAUGUAGAUGUGCUUGUCAGAACGAUUAUAAAUAAAAACACAUUAAAACAUAAAAAUAA
Molecule: messenger RNA, 4198 nt
Organism: Mya arenaria
Lineage: Eukaryota; Metazoa; Mollusca; Bivalvia; Myida; Myidae
Product: protein IWS1 homolog
Exons: 18
Coding region: 94-2796 (900 amino acids)
Biological process (GO): poly(A)+ mRNA export from nucleus
Cellular component (GO): nucleus
Source: RefSeq, a predicted model, not a curated record